AAAAUAAAUAAAUAAAAACUAAACUAAACAAACAUGCCGUCUGCGUGCACCACGUCGAUGUCGCGGGCCAGUAGACCACGUCACCGCGUCAUAACGAGAAGCAGUGCGGCCCUGAUUGGUUUGCUUAUCUUGGGCUUGUGCGAAGUUGGAACUGUUCUCGUCGCCAAAGAGAGUGCUGCCGCCGUCCACAAUGGACGCAGGCAACUGUCAGACAAGGCGCAGCAAGAGACGUGGCACCAGGAAAAGGAUCGUUUGCGUACCGUCCGUCGCAGUCAGGCCGGAUGGGUUCAAGCGGCCGAACUGGAGCAUGCGACCGCUUUACGAGAUUCAUCGGCUUUGUCUUCAUCGUCGGCAACGUGGAUCGAAUCUUUCCUCCGUCACCAACGGGAUCCGGUGAUUUCGAACCGGGCGGAAGAACCGUCAUCGGCGGAUGCGGCCAUGGACGCCGUCCCACCUGCGUAUUGGCGCGAGUUGGAUGCAGCCGCAGACGAGGCGGAUAGCAGGAGCGGCGUACAGCAACUCAACUGGCACGAAGCACAACUCGCCCGUCUGCACGGAUUGGGGCCAGCCGAAAUCGCCGCUCUCUCUUCGUGGCAGCACAAGUUGAGGCUUCAUUCUCUGCCUAAUCGGCUGACGGCCACCACUGGCUGGCACUAUCAGCCGCCAUCUUUUCUGCCCAAGAACAUGCAGCCGCUCUACGGCGGGCCGAAAUCUUCGCUGCACAGCCAACAGGUUCUAACGAGCGUCGACGAUGCUGACGCUGUCCUAGCCAACACACCUGCCAACAGCCAUCCGUUUGCCCAUCAAUUUGUCCAUCAGGCCAAUCAAUCGAAAGCCGAGGCCAGUGAGAAUCUACUUCUACUGCCCCUGUGGCCUAAACGAUCGUCGUCUGACGCCAAGAAAUCAGACAGGGAGAGCAACAAGAAUCGCAACGCAGCCAACCGCAAAGAGAAAAUGGAAGCCGGCAUUGGCAAUGUGGCACCGGCCAGCGGUAAGGGAAGCAAAACCAAAGGCUCUCGAAAGCAGCAACAGCAGCAACAACAGCAGCAGCAACACGUUCAAGAAUCGCCCCAUCGUCCGAUGUCGGGCGGUGCGGUUGGGGGCGCCGGCGGAGCCAUCCAGCACGAGCACAGCGUCCGGCCUUCGGCAGCUUCGUCGUCGACACCUGAUGUCAAUCGGAUGAACCGUAACUUGGCUACCCAGUUCCUGUUGCGUUCGCCUAGAGAGAACCGCCAGUACGACGUUCCAAUAAUCGAGUGUCCACCGGCCGAGGACGGAAUGGAGCGCUUCGCGUGUCCAACGCCCGACAUUGUUGGUCGCUACCGAUGUAUCGACGAUCACGUCCUUUGUGAUGGUUUCAUCGACUGCCCUGGCGGUGAAGAUGAAGAUGGUCAGGCCUGCAUGUUCUACAAAACGAUGAAAGCACAUUUGGAUCUCGUCGCCGAUGCCCUCUUACGAUGGGUAAGGGGUCGUUAAAUCGUCAUAGUACGACCGUCGCUGUUUCUCCUGGAAUCAAUUGAGUUGACCGUUGCACCAUUUGACUUUUCUUCUUCUCUACUUUAACUGAACACAUAAAAAAACAAAAAGAAACAAAACUAUAUCUCUUCAUUAAACGAAAAAGAUAUUAUAAUAUUCUAUAUGUACAAAACAAAAAGAAAAAUCAGAAAUGUGUUUAGGAGACUUCUAUCAUUCCCUCAUAUGUCAUAUCUCUUGACUCCUCGCGUUAUGAAUCCACACAUCUAAACAUUCCAAAAACAACAACAACAAUAAGUAAACAUAGAUUUCCAUCAUGUUAAAAAAAAAAAACCAAAGAAAAACACGGCACUGCAUAAUGAAGACAGGACCUGGACAAGGAGUGAAGAUGCAUGGAAAGCAAACGCCAAAUGAAGUGCGACUCAGGGAAUGAACAAAAACCCAUGGCCAAUUCACGAUAUGUAAAACUCAAGUAGAUAGGUACCGGUAUAGUAAAAAAAAAAUAAAUAAAUAAUAAUAAAUAAUCUUGGCGGAUUUAAAUGUAGGUCAUCAAGAGGGAAUGAAAAGUUGAAUCAACAAACAAAGCGUUUUGCGUAGGCCUUGUUUAACCAGCCGUUUCUAUUCCAAGCGUUAUUUUUUGCAAGCAGGGCAAAGACCAGAAUAUUCGUAGACACUUAAAGGUUCGACAUCCCUUCCUCGCGGAAAACGGGCGCUGGGGUUAUGACCUUUCCACAGUUUCACGACGUCCUUCUUCCAAUAUUUUAUUCUGUAA
Daphnia carinata is the source of this 2245-nucleotide messenger RNA. RefSeq lists its product as uncharacterized. Gene Ontology annotation, cellular component: terminal bouton. The transcript has 3 exons. Gene Ontology annotation, molecular function: transmembrane receptor protein tyrosine kinase activator activity; protein binding. The coding region runs from base 34 to 1476 and encodes 480 amino acids. The record is from RefSeq and is a predicted model, not a curated record. NCBI's taxonomy places the organism in Eukaryota, Metazoa, Arthropoda, Branchiopoda, Diplostraca, Daphniidae. Gene Ontology annotation, biological process: positive regulation of MAPK cascade.